Molecule: messenger RNA, 3312 nt
Organism: Amaranthus tricolor (Joseph's coat)
Lineage: Eukaryota; Viridiplantae; Streptophyta; Magnoliopsida; Caryophyllales; Amaranthaceae
Product: zinc transporter 8-like
Exons: 2
Coding region: 1072-2127 (351 amino acids)
Biological process (GO): zinc ion transmembrane transport
Cellular component (GO): plasma membrane
Molecular function (GO): zinc ion transmembrane transporter activity
Source: RefSeq, a predicted model, not a curated record
UUAAAAAAUAUUAAACUUAAUGAGAAACAUGUUGGAAACAAAAGAAAUAUAAAAAUGUUAAAAUAAAAUUAGUAGAAAAUAUGUGCGUGAAAACCAUAAACAUUAAUAAAAUAUUAAAAUGAGGAUGAAUAAGACUUAUUAUUUCUAAAAUUUGUGACAUAAAUAGAAAGAUUUUUUGAGAAAAUAACAAAUAAAACGACCUAAAAUGACAAAUAAAAACAACUUAAGAACGGAGGGAUGAGUAUGACUUAUUAUGGCCUUUUUUAUAAAAUUGUUAAAACAUACGUAAUACAAACAAAAAAAAAUAUUAUAUUAUUUAUUAUACUAUUAAUAGGAUUUUUUUAUCUUUUACUUUAAAGCCUAAACAUAAACAAGACAGCCAUGGAUAUAGGGAAACCACGCACAUAGUACUCCCCUCCGUUUAAACGAUUGCACUAUUCAUAACUGGCACAAUUAUAAAAAAAAUUGGUAGUAAUUAACCACUAAAUUGUACGGGGUAUUAUGAUAAAGGGUUAGAGAAAAUAAGAGAAAAUUCGCAGAUAAAAAAUUAAACAAAAACAUCACCCAAAAUGGAAAGUGCGGCAAUUAAUUGUAUAGAUGGAAGGAGUACUGAUUUAGUCUUAAGUAAACUUAUUCAUUUGGAUAAUCAGAUUGAUUUCGUAUUAGAUGUUUUGAAUCGGUUUAAAAUCGAGUCUUGUAUUCAUAUUAAUUUUUAUAUAAUUUUAAAUUCAUUUUGAAGUCGAAACAAAUUAAAUUCAAUUAUAUGACUAAAUAAAUAUCAAAUUAUCAAAUCUGUUUUAAACCCUUUAGUCUUAAGUCAACCAAAACCUUUAAUGCUACACAUUGCAGUGUUUAUUGUUGACCUGGCUAGCGACUUCUAAUUGUCUUGUACUGAUUAUGUAGAAGUAUAUAAGUAUGAAGAAAAUGGUGUCCACACUCCACAUAUAAGUUUGACAAACGAAAGCUAGCUAAAAAUUUUUUUUUGUCUCUAGCUAUCUGUUCAUCCUUUAAUUUCAAUUGGAAAAACUAAGAAUUAAUCGUCUAUUUUAGGAUUUAAAAGUGAACGAAAGCAUGUUAUUCGAUAGAAGAAAAAGUAUCCUAAUUCUAUUCUCUAUUGUUUUUCUUCUAUUUCGAGCUUCAUUAGUCGCAGGUGAAUGCACCUGCGACUCGGAAGAAAAAAGAGACUCAAAUAAACACACCUUAAAAUACAAAAUCGGGGCAUUAGUUAUAAUCUUAGUAUCGAGUGGCUGUGGAGUUUGUCUCCCUAUUUUAGGGAGACAUUUUUCGGCUUUUCACCCCCAAAGCAACAUAUUUUUCCUAGUGAAAUCUUUCGCGGCAGGAGUAAUUUUGUCGACGGGAUUUAUUCACGUCUUACCUGAUGCUUUCGAGAGCCUUACAAGUCCAUGCCUUAAGGAAAAUCCUUGGGCAAAUUUCCCCUUUACUGGUCUUGCUGCCAUGCUUGGUUCUAUUGGGUGUUUGAUAAUUGACGCUUUUGCUACGGGGCAUUACGGUAAACUUCAUUCAAAAACCGGUGCGGUCGAUGAGGAGCACAGUGGACAUGUCCAUCUUCACACUCAUGCUACCCAUGGUCACGCUCAUGGGUCUGGUCCUGAUGCUACCCCUCAAGGGUUAACCGAGUUAGAACGAAUCAGAUAUAAGGUUACUUCUCAGGUGUUGGAGAUGGGCAUAGUAGUUCAUUCGGUGAUCAUAGGAAUAGCAUUGGGCACAUCUCAAGAUGUGGAAAGCAUCAAGCCUCUAAUGGCAGCCUUAUGUUUUCAUCAAUUCUUCGAGGGAGUUGGGCUUGGUGGAUGCAUUGUUCAGGCAUCAUUCAAAUCAGCAUCCAUGAUGUGCAUGGCAUUGUUCUUCUCACUAACAACACCAGUUGGAAUAGCAAUUGGAAUUGGAAUUACAAAUGUAUAUGAUGAAAGUAGUCCAACUGCUCUCAUUGUUCAAGGUUUGCUAGAUGCUGUUGCUGCUGGGAUUUUGAUAUACAUGGCCCUUGUUGAUCUUCUUGCUCAAGACUUUAUGAAUCCUAGAGUUCAUAACAAUAACACCCUUUUCUUUGGGGCUAAUGUUUCCUUGCUUCUUGGUGCUGCUUUUAUGGCUGUUUUGGCUAUUUGGGCUUGAUUUUUUCCCUUUUUUUUUCUUUAAGCUUUUUAAGCUUCAUUACUUUUUGCUAUUUUAUUAAAACUUGAUCUCAUACUUAUGGUGAUUUCAUUUAUGUUUUAGUUUACUAAUUAUCACACACAUUAAUUCACUAAUUAACAUAUACAAUAAUUUAUAUAAUAAACUCUAAGCUUGAUGCCAUUGGUGUACUUUUAUCCGAUUGAUACUUAUAUGUGUGAGCUUGUAAGACCCGAAUUUAAUAGUUGUAAACUAAUUGUGAUACCCAAGUUGAGUUUUAAAAGGAUUUAUAUCUACCCAUAUCAACAAUGUGCAUCUUCUUUUCAAGGGAGCUCAUUCACUAAAAAAACUCUGCAUUUAAGCAUCUUGGUGCGCACGAGUUUUUCGAGGUGCGCUGAGUAAAUCUAAAAUGCACUAAAAGGACUUGUGUUGGUCUGUAGAGUCACUCUACAACCUCGAUAGAUAGUCACUGGUGGUCCAAUAAGGCGGGGGUAUUACAAAUGGUAUCUUUGCAACCUUACGACCUUGGUUGACAUUAUGGUCAUUGCACCUAGUGGGGUAAAAGAUGUUGAAACUAAGGUGCAACAAAGAUGAUGCAUUCAUAAGUGGGGUAAGUAUGAUGCCCUGGACUAAGUUCUAAAAAAGAUUGAUAAAAUACCCAUAUCAACAAAGUGCAUCUUCUUUUUAAGGGAGCUCAUUUGCUAAGAAUUACGCAGUUAAUUGUGCUUGUUGGAGAACAAUCUUAUGAUGGGUGACCUUUUGGGAAGUUAUCCCGAGUGCGCUUGAGUGAGACUAAUGUGCGCUCAAAUAACUUGUGUUGGUCUAUAAAGUCAGUCUACAACCUCCAUGGGUAUCAUGGGUGGUCCUAUAGAGUUGGGGUGUUACAAGUGGUAUCAAAGUAACCUAGAGAUGUUGACUAAUAUUGUUUUCAGUGCACCUAGCGAGGAAAAAAAUCUUGAAAAGUUUUCUCGAGUGUGCAAGAGUGACGCCAAAGUGCGCUAAAAGGACUUGUGUUGGUUUGUGUGGUCAGUCUACGGCCUCUAUGGGUAGUCACCGAUGGCCUGAUAAGGUCAUAGUGCUAUACUAAUCCUAUUAGAUACAGAUCAUAGUUGGUUUCUAGCAAAACACUAUGAUCAUCUAAAUUAAUCGAAUGUGUUUUGCCUCCAUAAUUCAUCCCAUUUACAUAUA